AUGUCUGACAGAGAAAACAUAAAACUCCUUGAAGUUCGUCUACAAACUUCAGAUUCAAAACUAAAAACUCUGAAUUCCAGGACUUUCAACAGGUUCUUUCUGAUUCAAGUCACAGGUGGGACCUUGCUAAAAUGCAUUCUGUACAUUGAGGGUAGAAGGGACAAUCUCAGAAGGGAGUCCAACCAGAAUUACCCAGUUCAGAGUCCUGCUAAAUUAAAUUCUGAGCCCAUUUUGCAGGCCCCGGCAACACGCGUGCGCGACCUGCUGUCAAAUGCGCUGACAGAAGCAGGGGAGAAAAACGGCGGGAGCAACACGGCGCGGGAUAGCGAGAUGCGGGAGUUCACUCGCAGACUCUUCCGCGGACGCCCGGACCUCAGCGCGCUCACGCACUCCAUCGUGCGGCAGCGGUUCUUGGCUCAUGUGGGUCGCGGGGAUGACCGGGGUGCCAGGGGGCGAGGCCUUUCGAAAAAGGUGAAGAGGGCCCCCGCCUCCCCUUCCAGCGAUUCAGAGAGAAAAAGGCCCCGUUUCAAUUCAGAGUCAGAACUCAGCUCUGCAGCCUCCAGCUCAGACUCCUUCAACUCUCCAGCAGCCCAGCCAAGAAGGGUCCAAAGCAAACAUCAAAGAAAUCAACAAACAAGAGCAGGGAUGAAGAGGCGUCGCAGAGGGACCAGACUGCAAAGAUGGGGUCAGAGGAGGGAGUGGACGAGAGCAGUGAGGAGGAAGAGGAGGCAGGCUCUGCCAGAAAGAUCAGGAAGGAAGGAGUUAGCCUCUCACAUAUGCGGCCAAAGCAGGACAUAUAGGAUUCAGUAUGAAGGGAAGGGAAAAUUGUCCUAUAUAAAAACAAAAGAUUACUUCCGACCUUCUUCAAACACGCCAGGGAUCCUUCGCCACCGGCUAGUCCCGGGAGACAGGACCCGCGUGACAUGA
Messenger RNA from Elephantulus edwardii (Cape elephant shrew), 927 nucleotides. RefSeq lists its product as uncharacterized. The coding region runs from base 1 to 927 and encodes 308 amino acids. Lineage: Eukaryota; Metazoa; Chordata; Mammalia; Macroscelidea; Macroscelididae. The record is from RefSeq and is a predicted model, not a curated record. The transcript is spliced from 3 exons.